Molecule: messenger RNA, 1446 nt
Organism: Prunus dulcis (almond)
Lineage: Eukaryota; Viridiplantae; Streptophyta; Magnoliopsida; Rosales; Rosaceae
Product: protein ZW2-like
Exons: 1
Coding region: 384-1082 (232 amino acids)
Biological process (GO): DNA-templated transcription
Molecular function (GO): sequence-specific DNA binding
Source: RefSeq, a predicted model, not a curated record
UUCACCUCUGUUUUCCACAGUGCCACACUACCAUACUUUCAUGUCAUCUUCCAAUCCAAGGCAUCCUUCACCACGAAGCAACUGCAUUGCCUAUUUGAGAAACACUCCUCGUAUAACUCAUUUUUCUUAGUAUUUCCCUUAUCUAAACCGUUUAUUUUGAAGAUGUUCAAAAAUUAUCUACUAAAAAAAAUACUUGAAUAUCCGUUUUAUACCUUUUCAACACAGUAAGUCCAAAACCCAUAAGCCCAAAAUGAAUUUUAUAUAAUUGUUCAUUUCCUCUUCCCAAGAAAAUCAACUAUAUAAACAAAGCCAUACCAUUCCCUUCUUCUUUUCAAGUCACUCUGAUUGGCUCUGCUUCGCUUAUUGUCUAUCCCCUCAAGGACAUGGCCGCUGCUGCUGCUAACCCAGCAAGAGAGCGGUUCAUCGCGUUUCUUGGGGGCUGGUUGGAGCGUCAGCAAACCUUCCUCGAUCGGCUCCUUCGUUUGGUGGAUUUACCCAGCUCAGAAAACAAGGCCCACCAACAGAGGCAUUUGAUCGAACAGGUUCUGUGCCACUACCAACAAUACUUCGCAGAGAAGGCACUGACCGCGGAGGAGGACAUUUUCGUGCUGUUCUCUCCGCCGUGGCUGAGCUCGUUAGAGCGGACCAUGCUCUGGCUUGCUGGGUUCAAGCCCUCAUUGGUGCUGCGCAUGGUGGACAGCUCGGUGGAGGACUUGGCGGCGGAGCAGGCGAGGGAGAUGGAAGUGGUGAAGGGCGAGACGCGGCGGGCGGAGAGGGAGCUGUCGGAGACAAUGGCGAGGAUACAGGAGAGCGUGGCCGCGCCGCCGAUUCUAGCGCUGGCGAGGAGAGUGGGUAGGCUGAUGGACGGCGAGAUUUCGUCGCUGGAUUUGGCAAUGGAGACGCUGAAGGCGGCGAUGCUGGGGGUUUUCGAGAGCGCCAACGGGCUUCGCGGGUCGACAGUGAGGAAGGUGGUGGAGGUCUUGAGCCCCGAGCAGACCGUGAAGGUUUUGGCGGCAGUUGCUCAGUUUCAACUCGGAAUUAGAAGGUUGGGGUUGCAGAGAGACUCUCAGCAGCAGAGCUAACGUUGGCAUUUUGGCAUUUGGAUGGAUCAUAUCAUCAAAGCUUUAAAUAAUUUCUUAGUGUUCGGGGCCUUGAUUGAGUUUGAGAAAUGGCAAAUUGUAUUUUAGGCCCAACUGGCCUUUUUCUCUUUUCCUUUCGUUUUUUAUUUGUUUUUUUCUUCUUUUGUUUUCUACUUCCCUGAAUAAGUAGAUUCAGUUCCUCUAGUGUGUUUUGCAAAACAUCAUCUACUGGGAUUUUAAGUAUGAUAUGUUAUGUUGUUACACUUCAAUUUUAAGGUUGACAUGUUAUAUUGUUAGACGUUAAGUUCAAGUCUGAAAUAUAAUGUUAUAGAAGCUAACUUCAAAUUUAGUAUUUGAUUUGAGCUGA